AUGAUGGCGGCGGUGGGAGAUGGGGGAGGGGUGGGCGGGGCCGGGGGCGCUCUCCGCGCUCCUCCGCCACCGCCGCCCGUGCAGAGCCGCCGCUUCCGGAAGUGCCGCCGUCACGUGAGCAAGGCUGCCGGGAAGGCCACGCCUCUUCCGCCUUAUGGCAGCGCGGCCUCCGCCCUGCGUUCGGCUAUGCGCAUGCGCAAUCGGAAGCGGGCGGAGAAGGGGCGGAAGUGGGUGGAGCGCGAGGAGGAAGCGCUCUGGGCGCCGAGCGGAAGUGGCGCACUGCACCCGGAAGCGGCCUGCGGGGAGAUGGCGGAGGCGGCCGAGGUGUCGGAGGGCUGCCGCCUGCCCGUGCUGCGCCGUAACCAGGACAACGAGGAUGAGUGGCCGUUGGCCGAGAUCCUGAGCGUGAAGGACAUCAGCGGCCGCCGCCUCUUCUACGUCCAUUAUAUCGACUUUAAUAAACGUCUGGACGAAUGGGUGACCCCCGAACGCCUGGACCUGCAGCGGGUGCAGGGACCCCGCAAAGAAGCCAAGACCCCCACCAAGAACGGCCUGCCCGGCUCCCGGCCCGACUCACCCGAACGUGACCCGAAGCGUAAAGUGGAGGUGGUCUCACCUGCCACCCCCGUCCCCGCGGCCACCGAAACCUCGCAGGCAUCCGUCUUCCCCCAGAACGGCUCAGCACGCCGCGCCGUGGCCGCCCAACCGGGGCGUAAGAGGAAAUCAGCGUGCCUGGGGACUGAUGAGGACUCCCAGGACUCCUCGGAUGGUGCUCCCUCUGCCCCCCGCAUGACGGGCAGCCUGGUGUCGGACCGCAGCCACGACGACAUCGUCACCAGGAUGAAGAACAUCGAAUGCAUCGAGCUGGGCAGGCACCGCCUCAAGCCCUGGUAUUUCUCACCUUACCCCCAGGAGCUGACGGCUCUGCCCGUCCUCUACCUCUGUGAGUUCUGCCUCAAGUACGGCCACAGCCUGCGCUGCCUCCAGAGGCAUUUGACCAAAUGUGACCUCCGGCACCCCCCGGGCAAUGAAAUCUAUCGCAAAGGCACCAUUUCCUUUUUCGAGAUCGAUGGCCGCAAAAACAAGAGUUACUCACAGAACCUGUGCCUGUUGGCCAAGUGCUUCCUGGACCACAAAACACUUUACUACGACACCGAUCCUUUCCUCUUCUAUGUCAUGACUGAGUACGACUGCAAGGGCUUCCACAUCGUUGGCUAUUUCUCCAAGGAGAAAGAAUCGACAGAGGAUUACAACGUGGCGUGCAUCCUGACACUGCCCCCCUACCAGCGUCGGGGUUAUGGCAAGCUGCUCAUCGAGUUCAGUUAUGAGCUGUCCAAAGUGGAGGGGAAGACGGGGACCCCCGAGAAGCCACUGUCAGACCUGGGGCUGCUGUCGUACCGCAGCUAUUGGUCACAAACCAUCCUGGAGAUCCUGAUGGGGCUGAAGGCUGAGGGGGGGGAGCGACCCCAGAUCACCAUCAAUGAGAUCAGCGAGAUCACCAGCAUCAAAAAGGAGGACGUUAUCUCCACGCUGCAGUACCUCAACCUCAUCAACUACUACAAGGGCCAAUACAUCCUGACGCUGUCGGGGGACAUCGUGGAGGGCCACGAGCGCGCCAUGCUGAAGCGGGUGCUGCGCAUCGACGCCAAGUGCCUCCAUUUCACCCCCAAGGACUGGAGCAAGAGGGGCAAGUGGUGAGGCCACGCCCCCUCCCACCCUCCAGGCCACGCCCCCUGGGUCCUUCAAGCCACGCCCACCCACCCCUCCCCCACCGACCGCUCAUUAAACGCCAUCGGUGGACGCAGAGGGUGGA
This is a messenger RNA of Gallus gallus (chicken), 1813 nucleotides long. It is a transcript of the gene KAT5, whose product is annotated as lysine acetyltransferase 5. Gene Ontology annotation, biological process: regulation of DNA-templated transcription. The record is from RefSeq and is a predicted model, not a curated record. Gene Ontology annotation, molecular function: histone acetyltransferase activity. NCBI's taxonomy places the organism in Eukaryota, Metazoa, Chordata, Aves, Galliformes, Phasianidae.